Molecule: messenger RNA, 549 nt
Organism: Yamadazyma jaroonii
Lineage: Eukaryota; Fungi; Ascomycota; Pichiomycetes; Serinales; Debaryomycetaceae
Source: the annotation of a GenBank genome assembly
AUGAAUAUUCAAUUGGCUGACGCUUUAGAGGAGUUUGAUUUAAGAUAUAUAGAAUCUUGUAACCAGUGUCAAUUCGAAGUUAAAUCUGACUUAACAUUGUCAUCACCAUUACUUGAUCAAAAUGAAUUUCAAACUUUUACUAAUACUUAUUCAAAUAAGUUAUCCAAGUUCCCAAUUUUUAACGAUAAAAAAUUGGCAUUGAAAGAAAAGACUUUUAAUAUUAACUUUAGACCACCUUUAAGACCAAAUUUCGAAGAUUCUUAUUCAUUAAGUUCAUUGAAUUCAUUACCUUCAUCAUUACCAAAUUCAUUAUCUGGAUCGUUACCAAAUUCUUUACCCAAUUCGUUACCACCAUCAUUACCCCAUUCAAAUAGAAGUUCGAGACAAAAUUCCUUUUCAAAGAAUCUUGGUAAUCCCUAUUAUAAAUCAAGAGUUGAUAAAUUGGAAUCUCCUUCCAAGAGACGGAAAAUAGAUGGGAAAUUCGAUUCCGAUAAUUCAAAUGAUGAUGAUGAUGAUGAAGAGGAAGUUCAGAGUGAAAAUUCCUUUUAA